ACUUAGCCUUAAACCGAGUUCCCCUUCAGCCCCGAGCCAGGAGCAGCUCUCAAUACUGGGAGAGGCACAGAGCACUCGAGCUAUUUCAGCCACAUGAAAAGCAUCGGAAUUGAGAUCGCAGCUCAGAGGACACUGGGCGUCCCUUCCACCCUCCAAGGAGCUUUGUCUUCUUGCACCUGGCUGCUUGGGACUUUCCUUAGACAGUAAACAAAUACCUAAAGCAGGGAUAAGACCUUGUGAAUAUGUCGAAACAGCCAGUUUCCAAUGUCAGAGCCAUCCAGGCAAAUAUCAAUAUCCCGAUGGGAGCCUUUCGGCCAGGAGCUGGGCAACCCCCUAGAAGAAAAGAAUGUACUCCUGAAACAGAGGAGGGUGCUCCUCCUACUUCGGAUGAGGAGAAGAAGCCAAUUCCAGGAGCGAAGAAACUUCCAGGACCUGCAGUCAACCUAUCUGAGAUCCAGAAUAUUAAAAGCGAACUGAAAUAUGUCCCCAAAGCUGAACAGUAG
Molecule: messenger RNA, 503 nt
Organism: Otolemur garnettii (small-eared galago)
Lineage: Eukaryota; Metazoa; Chordata; Mammalia; Primates; Galagidae
Gene: SMPX
Product: small muscle protein, X-linked
Exons: 4
Coding region: 243-503 (86 amino acids)
Cellular component (GO): M band; costamere; muscle tendon junction
Source: RefSeq, a predicted model, not a curated record